This is a messenger RNA of Amyelois transitella, 2533 nucleotides long. RefSeq names its product peptide chain release factor 1-like, mitochondrial (gene mRF1). Gene Ontology annotation, molecular function: translation release factor activity. Gene Ontology annotation, biological process: translational termination. The coding region runs from base 127 to 1323 and encodes 398 amino acids. The record is from RefSeq and is a predicted model, not a curated record. Lineage: Eukaryota; Metazoa; Arthropoda; Insecta; Lepidoptera; Pyralidae. The transcript has 3 exons.
CUUACGACUGACAUGAAUGUAAACAUAACCCUAGUUUUAUUUUGAUCUUGAGUUUUGUUUCAAUUCAUAAAAAUAUUAUUUAACUGUGGCUAUUGAUUGUUGAUCACAGAGUACAUUGUAUCGAAAAUGUCAUUUCUCAGACCAUUUUAUACCAUCAACAAUAUUCGGAAUAUUCCAUCAAUAAUUCGAAGAUGUUAUUCUCAAAAUACUAUUAAUUUAUCAGAUCCAGCUGUCCAGAGCUACCUUAAACAUCUGAUGCUGCAGCAUGAAGACCUUCACACAAAGUCCCGACGGACGCCAGAAGAAUCUAAACGUUUAUUCGAUAUCAAACCCAUAGUUAAUGUUCUGGAGCAAAGAAUCGCAUUAUAUGACAGUAUAGAGUCACUGAAAGAACUCAACAAACGCGAAAGCGAAGAUAGUGAAAUGAAGAAAAUGAUAAAAGAAGAAGCUCAAAUUUAUUUGAGUCGUAUCAACGAAAUUGAUGGAGAAUUGCAACAGAUAUUAUUAGAGCCAGUUCUUAGUGAAGGAGGUGUAUUAUUGGAGGUGACAGCAGGUGCGGGCGGUCAGGAAGCAAUGUUAUUUGCAAGAGAACUAUUCGAACUUUAUGAGGCAUAUGCAGGAUAUAAAGGUUGGGAGGUCAACAUAGCUUCCAUUGAGAAAUCUGAUCUUGGCGGUGUUAGGAAAGCAUCCAUGCUGAUAGAAGGUUAUGGUGUGCCACAAUUGAUGAGAAUAGAGGCUGGAGUUCACCGUGUGCAAAGAAUACCAGCUACAGAAAAAGGAGGUAGAAUCCACACAAGUACAGUCUCAGUAGCUGUACUUCCUCAGCCUACAGAUAUAGAACUAAGUAUUCCUGAAAAGGAUAUAACCAUAGAAACUAAAAGAGCAAGUGGUGCCGGUGGGCAGCACGUCAACACUACAGAUAGUGCCGUGCGGAUUGUUCAUGUUCCAACUAGUACCAUUGUUGAAUGUCAAGAGGGCAGGUCACAAAUUAAAAACAGAGAAAUUGCUAUGCAGAAGUUGAGAACAAUAUUGCUGCAGAAACAGAUAGAAGAGCAAUCUUCAAAAAUAAAUAGUGAGAGAAAAGCCCAGGUUGGCUCUGGAAACCGUAACGAGAAAAUUAGGACUUACAACUAUCCUCAAGACCGAAUAACAGAACACAGAGAGGGUGGAGGUACCCUACAUAGUCUCAAAUCCUUCAUGGAGGGGGGAGAGCAGCUGGAACAACUCCAAGAGAACCUUCUCAGACAACAGCACUAUCAGUUGGUGGUUGAUGAGAUCAACGAAUUCAUCAAGAAAUACCAGAAAGAUGCAGGAAAUAAUUAAGAAAUAAGGGUAAAUUAGGUCUGGAGUCCUGAUGAUUGUACCAAGUACACAUGAUGUUACUUCCCGUCUACUUGCAAUCCUCGACUCAAAGUUUGUGAGUGUUAAUUUAGUUAGUGUUAGAUUGUACAGCUUGUAAUCCUAGAGUCAUACCAUUGUGCUUUGUUUCUUACUGUUUGUAUAUAUUUAUUUUUUCCGUAAUGUAAGAAAACAUUCAACAACUCUCUUGUUAGACAAAACAAAUCCUACUACUAUUAUAAAGGCGAAAGUUUGUAUGGAUGUAUGGAUGUUUGUUACUCUUUCACGCAAAAACUACUGAACCGUAACCGUAAAUGGUAAUCCAUGAAAUUUGGUAUGUAGGUAGCUGAAGACCCAGAAUAACACAUAGGCUACUUUUUAUCCCAGAGUUCCCGCGGGAUUGAUAGGGUUUCCAUGCGGACGAAGUCGCGGGCGGCCUCUAGUAUUUAAAUAAUUUUAAGUACACGCCAUUAUAAAUAUCCGAAAGCAUUUUAUUUAAUUAAAAACAAUUUCAAAUAUACAAUUAGUAUUUAUUUGUACCAAAUAAGUAAAUAAUCACAUUUCAAUCAAGAAUAAACAGAUCACAUCUACUUACAUAAACGAUAAUUUUGAAACACUAAAUUCUGAAACAUUUAAUAAUCUCACAUAAUUUCAAUAUUUAUAUAACAUAAUCUUUCUUUAUUAUAACUUGUAUAAAUUAAUGUCUCGCCACAGGGCUUUGGUAUAAAGUGUCCAUCCCAGUGAAACCACUUUAAAAAAUACUAGGACGGAGUAAAUUUAACAAUAGUUAAUUAAUUUAUGAACAGACAUAAACAAAUAAAGGUAACUUUGUAGAAUUUUAUUUUAAUCUCCACUUAAUCCAAAAGCAGAUAUGUUUACAAAAGCUAUACCUAACUAACCUAUAUCAAUAUGAGGUCAGUACAAAUUAAGUACAAAUUUUAAAAUGGGCACUUAUAAAUAAAAUUUGCUUUACAAUCACUUUUCUUUGAAUGUAUUCCCAGGUUGCAUUCUUAAGGGUCAUACUUCAAACAAUUUCCAUGCACACUUUGUAUUUCACAAAACAGUUUUAUAUGUAAAAGUGAUUUGUUUUUAUUAAAUGUCUAUCAGUACCCGUGACUAAAUCUACUUUUUUAUAUUUAUACGCAAUUUGUACGUACCUUACAAUAUAUUUUUUAAAUAUAAUUAUAACAUUUUA